Molecule: messenger RNA, 4278 nt
Organism: Trichomonas vaginalis G3
Lineage: Eukaryota; Parabasalia; Trichomonadida; Trichomonadidae
Exons: 1
Coding region: 1-4278 (1425 amino acids)
Source: RefSeq, a predicted model, not a curated record
AUGAAAUCUUUGAAUUUAUCUUUGCCCGCGGACAUCUUAGCCUCGAAUUCUUUGCGGCAAAUAUUAUUCGGGAAGAUUCCAUUGACAUAUAUGUUCUUUAAUAUCUUAUCAGAUGAAAAGAAAAAGGAAAUUUUAGAUUUGAUUUUAAAUUCCGAUUUACCAAAAGGAUUCACCGUUUCGGAAUUCAUUACUGAUGAAAAUUUAUUUAAAUGGGCAUGCGCUUGCAUCGGUGAUUCUGUUUACAGAAUAAAUAAUAAUCAAUUAUUCCAAUUAUACUUACAUGAUUUAUUACUAAUUAGGACGAAACCAACAGUAGAAUUCUACAAGCAAAUAUCUACCAUCAACAAAGCAGCCGAUGACGGUCAAAUUAUCAAAUUAAUUCAAUCAUUUUUCGAAUUUUUAAAGUACUAUCCUUCAUAUGCGAGAGUGUUUGUUGAAACAGUAUCAGAGUAUUCUCUGAUGAUACCUUUCGAACAAAUUGCUCAAGCAUUUGGCGUUACUUCGUUUAUUUUACUAGGCAAGCAAGGUUUUCUUGAUGUCGGCAUUACAUUAGAAUCUAGAUCAGAUUACGAAGAUCUUUUUCAGAAUUUAACGAUUUCAAACGAUAUUCUUACAUUUUUCCAAAAUUUCUUCGUGAGUGAAAACUCUUUUCCAUCGACAUCCUUCUUAUCAGCAACUCCUCUACACAGCGCACUCAAUACAGCAGCUACAACUAAAGUACAUUUCAUAGAAGUGAUCAGAGCUUUGGCUUCUUCCCAAUUUCGAUUAAAGAAUUAUGAUUCAUGCUUAGAAAUAUGUAACAUGCUUGGAGAACUAUCAACUUGGACGUUUUUGUCUUUCAUUCAAGAUGAAAAUUAUUAUCCAACACUAAAAUCGAUUACUACUACGAAAAAUACAAUUGCCGAUGAAUUUAUACAAAGAGUUAAGAAUGAUUUAGCUCUUUUAGACAAAGUUAAACGUAUUAAUGGAAUAUCAAUAAAUCCCGGCCAUUUUCUUGAGAAUUCCUUACCAUAUCUGCUUCAAAGUUCCCUACAUGGUGCAAAUGCAGUCAAUUUCGACAAUGUUUUCGAUCAAAAACUGUAUAUGAUAACUGAUAUUGCUAGAAAUAUCGACAAUGACUUUGUUUGUGCCUAUUUUGCGAUAUUCAUUGCAUUAGAGAUUGUUACCGGGCAAUACAAAGUCGAAGAAAGCAACAAAAUCGAGAAUUUCAUAAAUAAUAUAAUUAAUCCAGAGACAAAAAUGAAAGUAUUGAUUGAUGUCUUCUCAACGAUCUUUAUCAAGCAAGGUAAUGAUUAUAUCUGCAGUUUGGAUGCAGCAGAAUGUAUCUGUAUGCUUCUUUUGAACUAUUCCGAUGACAUGAAUUUAGUAAACGUGAUUCAAAAAGGUCACAACAAAUUACAAUCGGAAUUGUUUAAUUCCAACGGAGGAGACUUAAAGAACUGCUUCCUUUCAACAGUAUCUCGUGUCGGACAAUCAUUAAUUUCAGGUGAUUUCCAAAUUGCAUAUAAUAUUGCGCAAAGUGAUAUGAAAUUGAGAGAAAUAAUCGACGCCGCUUCAGAAAUUUUUGAAUUCAAAAAUAAAAAACUCAAAGGUUUCCAGGGAUCGAACUACGCAAUGAUGGAAGUUGGUUUCUCCUUCAAUGACGAAUUGAUAAGUUUACAAAACUGUCAAGUCACUUCACCUCUAACCGAAAUAAAUCUUCUGAAAAAUGACAGAUUACAAAAAAGAGGUUUGGCGGUUUUGACAGCGGUUAGACCGAUAGAUGUCAAUUUUGUAAAUACCAUUGAACAGAAAUGCAUCAGAAUGACGAGUGUUUUUUGGGAAACACCUUCUGUAAAGAACGAAAAAAUUGGUUUGUUGUCAGGUUUCUUUGAAUAUUUGGAUUGUUUCAUUCCACCACUUUUACAAAACGGUUCUACAGUUUUUGAUGCUUUGAAGGUGAAUAGAUCGAAGAUGGUUGAGAAGUUACUAGUAGAGAACAAACUGGAUGAAGCUAUGAAAGUUUCUAAAAUGAUGAAAUUCAAUUUGGAAACAGUUAUUUUCGAAAACGACCAAAUUCCUUUCGAAACAAUUUCGAAAUUUGUUGACAAAGAAGAAACAAUUUUAUCUGCUGUUGCUUUGAAGAGAAAGAACAAAGAAUUAAUAACAAAAUCAAAGGUAAUGAUGGAAUAUAUUGACUCUAUUAAUAACAAUUCAUCAAAUACAACAAAAGACAAGUUAAAUGUUGAUGAAAUUGAGAAAUAUUCACAAGAAGAAUUGGAAAAGUUUUUGUUGAAUGAAAUUUCAAAUCAAAAAUUCGAAAAAGAAACAUUUGAAGAAAUUUCAUUUAAAUUAUAUGAUUUCAGUGAAAUUAUCUAUAAAAACACAAAGAAUAGGAACAUCAAACAAAUAUUAAAUGUGUUGGAAAGAUGUAACAUCAAUGAUGAAGUUUAUGAAAAACUUUUGUUUUUGAACAAAUUCGAAGAUCCAUUUCCUGUUGAAGAUUUGUUUAAGAAACUCAUAAGAGAAGAAAAUCUCAAAGAUGCCGAAGAGAUGUUAGCUAUUUUCAAUGAAAUUAAACAUCUUUCGUGGAUGGUUUCUGAAUUAUCUCAAAAACAAAAAAUUAAAAUUGAAAAUGUUGAAGAAGAAAAAGUGACAGAAAAAGACAGAUUUUCUGAAUUGAAACUCACAAGGAAUUUCGUUGAUUUCUGCAGAUUAGUAAGAAAACAAUAUAAUAAUGACAAAGAUCUCUUGGCUUAUUUCUCAAAAGAAAUAGAAAAUCGUGUUAAAUAUUUGUCAAAAGAAGAAUUUAUUGCCGGUUUCGGUUUAAUUGAAAAUAUUUUGACAACUGCCGCCGAUAUGAAAAUUGAUGUUUAUCGUUCAACUUUACAAACAUAUCCCAGUGAAAUUUCAUUUUCACAGAACACUGAAUUCGACAUUUCAUGGGAUAAAUUGUUUGAAAAACCAAAAUUUUACAACGAAAAUUUGUCAGUCAAAAAGAUUUUUGUUGUUUACAAUUUAUUGGUUAAAUCAAGAACAAUUUUUGAGUCGAACUUGAAAUUGGGAGAUUACCAAGGAAAACAAUUUGGUGAAGAAUUGUUUGAACUAUGUUUUGGAGAUGAUUUAUUCACAUUUUUAAGUGAAAUCAGAGAUUUAUGGGAAAUAGACAUUGAAGAAUACAAAUUAAAAGUUUUCAAGGAAGUAAGAGACAUGGAUUUAUACAAUGAAUGUUUGAGAUUCAUUCCGAAACAAAACAAACAUUUCAAUGCUGUUGAAUACUUCAUAAGAAAACCAACAUUUUCCAAGAAAUACUUUGAAACAGAUCAAGCAGCUUCUGACAAAGUUUUGCAGCAAAUCUUAGAUAACACGAAUCCAAAAGUAUCAUCAGAAUAUUAUGUGAUGCAUAAUGAUUUCGAGAAAGCUUUGAAACACGUCAAAAAUGAUGAUUUAAUUGAGAAUUUUGUCAUUCCUUGUAUCGAAUACAACAAAGCGCAUACAAUGUUGGAAAGUUUGUCGAAAGAACAAAAUCAAAUUGUUCUUGAUUUCUCGAUAAAAGAGAACUUGUUACAUUUAACACUUUACGUGCAGCAAAUCUUGGAAAUGAACAUGGAAGCAGCAAAAACUUCGAUUUCUUUGUUCUCAAUGAAAGGUUUUGGAGUUCAAAACUUUGCUUAUUUGGAUUCUGCACAAGCAAUGCUAUUUAAAGAGCUCCAGAACAAACAAGAUGAAUCAGUCAAGAAAGAGAUUGAUAAGUUAAUACAAUCAAUCACUUAUCAACGUUUGUUUUGUGUUUUUUGUACCGAAAGAAAACUUUACGGUUUUAGCGGUUUGAAUGUUUUUGAUGGUAUUGCAUCUCAAGAAUCAGUAGCUGUUUUGUUAUUAAAGAGUGGUAGUGCUGAUCUUGGCAGCUCAUUUAUUAAGUUUUAUGAGUUAGAUCCAAGACAAAUUGCGUUCAAAAUUACGGAUGCUUUGGUAAACGAAACGAUAGAGACCAUUAUUAACGUUUUCGAUAAGAUAUCCGAGUAUGAUAUAUACCAGUGCAUUCUCUGCAACGUUUUAACGAGAAUGUGGUACACAUUUGGAGAAUACGAUUUAGUCAUGAAGAUAAUCAACGUACAAAAGAAUGCUGAGCUCAAAGCUUUGUUGCUAUUCCAGUUCUAUGAAACAAAUCUGGCCGCAGAUGUCGCAAUUAAAAAUAAUCUGAAAGAUUUGUAUGGAAUGAUCGGAAGAAGAGCUUAUUUUGAAGGCAAUACAUCGCUUUCGGCCAAGUUGAUGAAACUCCUUGAUUCGAAGAAAUAA